AUGGAGCCCGAGGUCCCCUCUCGCAGCACGCGCAGCGCGCUGCGCGCCACCACUGCCGGCCUGCAACACGCCGCGAGGGAGCCAGAGCAUUCGGGUACCCGGCGCGGCAACGACUUUGGUCUCGGUACGUACCCUGAGGCUCCUGGAGAAGCCGACGACGACGACGAGCAGGGGGUCGAUGCCCAGCACAGAGGCGAUGUUGAGGACGACCCCGCCUCUGCCGCCCUCGUCUUUACCAAGAUGCUUCCAGGCGAGCAGGCUGCCUCGAAUGACUCCUUUCUGCGGAAAGAAGAACAAACUAUCCGUUACACAGAGAAGACAAAUGGGCGACUUGCCAGAGGACGUAGAUUAGACCCUGGUGCGGCGUACGACGUCUUUCGCAGCUGCUGCAGCCACCGCGUCGACACACGACCUGAGCCGCGCGCGGAGAAGGGUUUGGGCAAUGAAGGACAUCCACAAGAAUCAUCAAAUAAAAAAUGCUGCAAGUGUUAUAAAAGUGGCCCUACAGGAGCAAAGAAAAAGGACUGUAGCCUACUUAUUGCUUUAUUACAGCAAGUGCAAUUAAUCAUAUUUCUAUGCGUCCUCCAGAAAUCAUUGUUUCCUAUUCUUUGUUUGGGAAGUAGUGCACAGAAAGCUCCACAAGAGUUUAUAACUUACGUUGGCCCCCGCUUGCAGCAACUCUCGUACUAUGGCGAGCCCAAUGUCACCUGCCCCGCCGAUCACCAAAGCUACCUGCCCCUGGAAGUCCAUGGCCCACCGGUAGCUGGGGUUGGGGAGUCGCAAAGUCUGCGAAAUUCAGCGGGUUCGCACAUUGGAGUCAUUGUGAAACCUGGACACAUGGUGAUGACACGAACACCUGUUUUGAUAAUGGUAACAUUUAGAAUGUGUUUUGCGCAUUCUGAAGGUUUAAUAGCGCGUGCGGACGAAAGGCGGCGCGCCGGCUGCAGGGUACGCGAUGAACCGAAGGGAAGAGCUCCGACGGACAGAGUAUCGGCUGCGGCGGGAAUGGCUAUGAAUUUUCCUUCUGAGUUAAUACAAGAUAAUGGAUACAGUUUCGUAUAAUUCGAGAUUUUCCUGUUAGAUUUGACAAAUCUUAAGAGAUAUUAUUGUAUUAUAAAAGGAUAGUAGUACAUGUUAGAAUUAU
Messenger RNA from Gryllus bimaculatus (two-spotted cricket), 1144 nucleotides. The record is from the annotation of a GenBank genome assembly. Lineage: Eukaryota; Metazoa; Arthropoda; Insecta; Orthoptera; Gryllidae.